Messenger RNA from Mercenaria mercenaria, 1847 nucleotides. RefSeq lists its product as uncharacterized. The record is from RefSeq and is a predicted model, not a curated record. The transcript has 4 exons. The coding region runs from base 132 to 1847 and encodes 571 amino acids. Gene Ontology annotation, molecular function: protein binding. NCBI's taxonomy places the organism in Eukaryota, Metazoa, Mollusca, Bivalvia, Venerida, Veneridae.
CUUCUUUUAUGAAUUUUCAAAAAUGCACACGACCUCAUUUCUACUUAUCGUUUAUUUAUUAAAUCACGCGGUAGAAUUGUGAAGAUUAAAAGAUUUAAGUUAACGAAAUAACUGUUAAGGAAAGUUAUACAAUGGAGGCGGAAGCAUGCACCAAUCAGCCGAAGGCAAUCUUACAAUUCCUUGCUCAACAAGUACAGGAACAGUCAGAGUUGUGUGCUAUUACAGUGAAAAAGGGGCAUUGGGAGAAGAAGUUUCACCGAUGCAUACUUGCUGCUAGUCCAUUCUUUAAACGUGCUAUAAUGGGAAUUUUUUUAGAGAAAAAGACAGGCGUAGUGGAGAUACGAAUUGACGUCACAGCAAAAGAAAUUGAGACGGCACUUUUGUUUCUUUACGGCAGAACACCUACUAUUAACGUUGACAAUGUGGGAGGUCUUCUGGAGCUGGCUGAAUUUUUUAUGAUAAAAGGUCUUAAAUACGAAUGCAUCGUCUGGUUUCGUGCUAUGAAAAUAAACAUAGACACUUGUGUAGGUGUGCUUCAGUUAUCAAAUAAGUACAAUUUUGAAGUGAAAGAGUGCACCGAUUUCAUCGAAAGCCACUUAUCGGCGGUGCUUCAGCAUGACACUGCAACUCGACUUACAGAAGAUUUGAUGGAGCGCUUUUUCUCGGAUGAACGGCUUUCGUAUGUUACUAUGGAUGAAAAGUUCAGAUUUCUACUGCAGUGGAUAUGUAAGCACCCUUCAGUGACAAGAGAAAAUAUAGCAAUUCUGUUUGAAUCAAUUAAUGUGCAGGAAGUAACACAGUCUACUUGGGAAACGGCCAGACUGAAUCCUAUAUUCUGUGAGAUAUUAAUUUCAAGCAAUGUGGUACGUUUGGCCGGGUUUUACCGGGUUGCUAUGAUCACGCCGAGCAAAAAAGGCUCAUUUUGCCUAGACUUACAGCAAAAUGAGUGGUACAGGUUAAAGUCAAAUAUAUAUGACAGUAAUCACCUUUUCAAAGACUUUCCUGUAAUAUGUAGAAAUCGUACUGAAAUAUAUUUCACAAGAAGUACACACAAUCCCGUGUCGUCUAAAGUACUACUAACAACUUUGAACUUUGAAAGCGAACAAAUGAACGUUUACGAAGUUGCUUUGAAAGGGGAAAACACAACGAAUACAGGAACUACAGAAAUAUGUGUAACAUUAAUGGAGGACAAAGUGGUUGCUAACAUGUGUAAAAAUGUUUCGGUAACUCGCAGCAGCAAUGUUUCGGUAACUCGCAGCAUCAUUCAGAGGAGAUCUAGAUGGCAUCGCACACAUUAUUGGAAAGACAUUCCAUCUACAGAUGAUACAUAUAAUACUUCAGUUUUAUACAUUGGGCAUUUAUUAGACGGAUUGAUAGAACUGACACCAAUAUUUUCGUUUUUGAAUGAAACUAUAGAAAAAACAUGUUCAAACGGACUUUCUUCUAUCGUUUUACUACCACACUUUUUAAAAAGUUAUGUGUUUCUCUUCGACCUUUUAGAUUACAAACUCGAAAAAUUGGAAUUAUCAUCAGAAAAAAGAACAAUGCAUGACAAAAUGGUCCAGACCGAUGGUGGAUUCCUUAUCUAUAACGAUAAGCGAUGUUUCUGCCUUACAAGACUAUCUGGUCCUUCCCUGUCUAAGAAAUAUCAUGUGGAAGAACAUGAGUUUGAGAAUAAUACAAGUGAGAGUGUGCGUUACCAUUAUAGCUGCGGGUUUUGGAUAAGAUCACGUCGCGUUAAACCUAUAAGAGGAUGUUUUGUUUACUCGUAUACAUUUUUUGUUGGGACGCACAAUGCUCUCUCUUUCCCGGGUUCGCGCGUUUUGUUUUUAUACUUGAAAGAAUAG